Meloidogyne enterolobii is the source of this 1783-nucleotide messenger RNA. The record is from the annotation of a GenBank genome assembly. Lineage: Eukaryota; Metazoa; Nematoda; Chromadorea; Rhabditida; Meloidogynidae.
UUUUUCUGUUCCAAAGGGGUCUGUCUAUCUGUAUAAUAGUUAUUUUUUAAUCCCAUUUAGUGCUGAUAAUUCUCAUUGUAAUUCUCCAAUGCUUCUUUCACCAUUUUCUCAUCGUCCAGCCUCAGCACGGCCCUAUCGCCGUAAUAAACUUGUUAAUCAAAACCAACAGCAACAACCUCAACAAUCCAAAACUCAAGAAGAAAUUAAACAACGCAGAAAUGUUCAAUCUUUACGUGCUGCUAGACGUUCAGAACCUUUUAUUUUAGGAAACUGUGAGGAUUUGGCUGAUGACGACUUUAAAUGGACAGACGUUGAUGGAUUUUAUGGAAGAAAAAAUUCUAUUCCGCUUCAUCAAUUAUUGGCCAAUGAUUUGGCACUUCUUAGAGGAAUUCAUGCGAAAAAUGAACAAUCCAAUGGAAACACACCACCCCCAGGAACAAUAAAACGUUUAAACAACAUUUCUCCUUCUAAUUCUGGAAUAGAUAAAAAUGAUGAUAAUCAAUUGGAAGAAAAUAAUGAUGAAAGUGAAGAUUUCUUAAAUUCUGGAAAAUUUAAGAAAAGACAAGAAUCUCGUUUUAAAAGAUCAUCUUUGGAAGAAAUUAAAAAAUCUUCUUCGGCCCCAAUGAGUUCUCCAACAAAAAGACGUUUAAAAAUGAUUAAAAAUAAAUUAUAUUCUUUAGAAGAUGAUCAAAAAGGAGUUAAAUCUAAAUUAAAUGAAAAUGAAGGUUUGGAUGACCAGAAUCAAUCUAAUUCUGAAAAUGAAAAAGUUAAAUUUAUGGAUUCUCUGGAUGAAUUGGAUAAGGAAAAAGAUGAAGCAAACGAUGAUGUUCGUCUACUUCGUCAAAUUUUAAAAUCUCGAAAGCAGCCAAUACAACAAUUCCGUCAUUUUAGUGUCGAUCAAGAUGGUCAAAGAAUUGUUGAUAGUGGAGUUAGAACAAUACGUUCAAAAAUCCAUCAAAAUCCCCCACAAAAUAAAGGGAGAAAUCCAAAAGCUAGACGGGCAACUUGUCCCGAAAUUUGGUUAAGUGAAGCAGAAGAUGAGGAAAGAUUAACUAUGAAUUGCGCAGUUAGACUUUUUGGGUGUAAUUCUCUUGCCUCAGCAGCAGAAGUAUCCCCACAAGAUGAUGGAGUUAUUAAAUAUUUUCUUUUAGAUAAUGAAGAUGUUCAACGUCUCUAUAGAACAGUUUCCUUUUUAUUAAAUGAACAUGAAGUUAAUAUGCAAAUUAUUCAAGGUUCACUGUUACCUCAAAGUCAAGAAAGGUUAUCUGAUUCAAUUGAAGAGUUUACUAUAUUGGCAGUUGUUUAUUCUGUUGAUAAUAGGGAAUCUUUUAUUCGCGCAGCACAAAUAUUAUACAGAAUUUAUGGUGAUAGAAAAAUAGCAAAAAGAGGAAAUAAAAAGAAAAUGAAAGAAAAUAUAUUUUUGCCCCUUAUUUUGAUUGCUAACAAAAGUGAUCUACAACGAAAAAGAAGAAUUAGUUCAAUUGAAGGUAAAAUGUUAGCAAAAAUAUAUAAAUGUCCAUUUGUUGAAAUGUCUGCACUUCUUUCUGCUAAUGUAGAUAUUUUGUGGAAUGAAGUAAUUCGGAAACUUUACAAAUAUGAAAGGAUUGUUGACAAUUUGAUUGUAGAAAAACAACAAAACCAGCAAAAAGAGGUUAAUCAAAUUAAUGAAUUAACAACUGGGCUAAUAAUUCGACCACCGGUUAAAUUAAAAAAAAACGAAACAAUUGAGCGAGCACGACUUUUAAAUAACCCGUAUCCAUAUGUUAAUCCUAUAUAUCAUUAA